GUGGUUCCACUAUAAAUAAUCAGGUGAAUUUUGGGACAGUCAGUCAUUUGCAUUUGUCCAGCAAAAACAGAUACAACAUGUUCGUAAAACUGACCGUCCUUUCCUGCGUCUUGGGUGUUGCCCUUUGCCAAUACCAACAGCCCUACAAUGGUCCAUUGGCCGGUGGCCAGCCAGCAGCCCUCUACCCAGCCGGAGUGAACCCACAAUCUUGCCCCAACUACCCCGAUUGCACCAACCCCCUCGUCGCCAUCAGUCAAAAUGCCGCUCCUCAAUACCAACAGCCACAACAACCUCAAUACCAACAGCCUCAACAACCCCAAUACCAACAGUACCAACAGCCCCAAGCUGCCCCAGUAACCCCUGCCCCCGUCUCCCAGUACAACCCCGUCUACGCCCAACAGUACGCCCCUGCUUCCCGCAGCCAGUACGCCCCUGACGUCCAACAACGUCUGGACAGAGGAGAAUACAUCGGAGACGGAGACUACCACGGUGAAGGUUUGGCCGAAGCUCUUGCUCCAGGAUUCGCCGCCAACGCACCAGCUGCUCCCCAGUACGCUCCUGCCCCCCAAUACCAACCUCAGGCUUACCAAGCUGCCCCCGCUUACCCCCAGGCUGCCCCAGCUGGACCCCAGCCCGCUCAGAUCCCUGCCGGAGUUAACGCUCAAGCCUGUCCCAACUAUCCUUUCUGUCACUAAGUUUUCCAACCCACGCCAAUGGAUUCCUAACAGCGGGUUUUAGACCUUAAAAAUUAAAUUUUACAUGAAAAUUAUUCGGAAUCCAAUUAUUCUUGACCUCCUUGAAGACUGUUCAGCUGACAACAUGUUGUUAUCCAUCCAAAGUGACUCUUAUUUAGUGAUUUGUCAUGUUAAAUGCGCUUGAUGUGUAAUUAAUUUUGCGUUCGUGUAUAUAUGGUAUUUUUUAGUUGUAUAAAAUCAUGUAAUUUAGUGCUUUUUUUGUAAUUUUAUACAAGAAAAAAUAUACAGGUAUUUAUAUUA
This is a messenger RNA of Sitophilus oryzae (rice weevil), 995 nucleotides long. Its product is annotated as DNA translocase FtsK-like. The transcript is spliced from 3 exons. The record is from RefSeq and is a predicted model, not a curated record. The coding region runs from base 78 to 695 and encodes 205 amino acids. Gene Ontology annotation, molecular function: structural constituent of cuticle. NCBI's taxonomy places the organism in Eukaryota, Metazoa, Arthropoda, Insecta, Coleoptera, Curculionidae.